GUGUUUAAUCGAGAUCCAUUACGUAUGCUUAUCACUAUGGGUGCUGAUUUAUCUUGUCGUGAUACAACAUAUGCUAAUACUGCUUUACAUUGGGCUGUUAUACAAGGAAAUCACUCCGCGAUCAAUAUUCUUAUCAAAUUUAAUGCUGAUUUGACUAUUCGAAAUCGUGAUAAUGAAACUCCACGAGAUAUCGCUAUACGUCGUGGUGAUGCAAUUAGCUUACGAAUGUUAGAAAGAGCGGAACGCAAAGCAGGAAUUCUUCCAUCCACAUUCCUCCAGUCGAUAAAAGAAAAUAAUAGUUUUAUCUCAAAAUCUAUGUUGCUUUUGCCGCUUAUCAUUAUAAUAACGAUUGGAUUAAUUUUAAAUUCGAAAUUUUCUUAUAUUUUCAAAACUUUUUGCUUAUUAUUGGUUAUCUUUUCUACUUGGCUCACCUACAGGGUUUUGCCUAGCUCAGAAAGUUGCUCUUUAUUACCAUUGGGCUUGGCAAUUGCUUCUAAAGUGUUGUGUAUUUUUACUUGGUUAUUUUAUUUGCAUCCUUUUGCUGGAUGGCAUAUGCAAAUUAUAUUUUUUUUUCUUUCAUUAUCAGUUCCGAUUUUAUUUCUUCGAAUUGUUUUUGCAGAUCCAGGUGUAAUCUCCGUCACACAUGAGGAACGUUGUAAAAUGAUACGGGAUAUUUGGGAAAAACAACAGGUAGCUGCUUCUUUCUGUGCUACUUGUUUAAUCCGAAAGCCACUCAGAUCGAAACAUUGUUCGAUUUGCGAUCGUUGUGUUCGACGAUUUGAUCAUCACUGCCCGUGGAUUGCGAAUUGUGUGGGAGAAAAGAAUCAUUUAUUUUUUUUAUUAUAUCUUGGCGUUGUUAUUUUAUCAUCAUUGUUGAUGAUUUUUGAUUUAAUGAAUUCUUGUGGAGAGAUCUCACAAAUGACUAUUCUUUAUUGUAAUACAUGGGUUACUUAUAUCGCAUUUAUGUCACUUUAUCAUUUUAUUUGGACUGCCAGUCUUUUUGCAGUUCAAAUUUAUCAGAUCUUAUACGAGAUGACCACCAAUGAAAGAUUAAAUUCAUUUCGAUAUAGGUAUCUUCAUAAAAGUGUCGAUAAUUUAUCUACUAGAAGCCCUUUUUCGUAUUAUUGUGAUAGGGAACUUCGGAAAAUUUGUAUACACCGAUUACAUAAAAAGAAUUUUAUUUCAUUCUAUUGGAAGGAAAAACAAGAAAUACAAAAUAAAUCAAGGAAGCGAGGGAAAUUACAAAAUAAAUGGCUUUGCAGCGGUGAAAAACGCAAGAAUGCGAUAAAUUUUUUAGAUAUUUUAGAUUGCGUCUAUAAUAUAAAACAAAUAUAA
Molecule: messenger RNA, 1335 nt
Organism: Dracunculus medinensis (Guinea worm)
Lineage: Eukaryota; Metazoa; Nematoda; Chromadorea; Rhabditida; Dracunculidae
Source: the annotation of a GenBank genome assembly